Molecule: messenger RNA, 1524 nt
Organism: Yamadazyma jaroonii
Lineage: Eukaryota; Fungi; Ascomycota; Pichiomycetes; Serinales; Debaryomycetaceae
Source: the annotation of a GenBank genome assembly
AUGAUGAUUUCAAGAGUUUCAAAGAAGUCAGCAACUCAAUUUAUGAGAACUUUAGCUAGUUUCACUCCUGCUAAACCUUUACAUGCUAGAGAUUUAAAUAAGCAAACUAUUGAAGCUAAAUAUGCUGUUAGAGGUAGAAUCCCCAUUAGAGCUGAAGAAAUCAAACAUCACUUACAAACCAAUCCUGAAUCUCAUGGAUUUAAAUUUGAUAAAAUCAUUAAUGCCAAUAUAGGUAACCCCCAACAAUUAGAUCAAAAACCUUUAACUUGGUAUAGACAAGUAUUAUCAGUAUUACAAUAUCCUGAUAUUUUGGAAAGUGAAGAAUUAUCCAAAUCCUAUCCAAAAGAUGUUUUGACCAGAGCAAAGAAUAUUUUAUCAUCAACAGGUUCUAUUGGAGCUUAUUCACAUUCUCAAGGUGAUCAAUAUAUCAGAAAAUCAGUAGCUAAAUUUAUUAGUCAAAGAGAUGGUCACCCAGCUAAUGCUAAUGAUAUUUUCUUAACUGCUGGAGCUUCAAGUGCAGUUUCUUAUUUAUUACAAAUUUUAUCUGUUGAUAAGAAUUCGGGAUUUUUAAUUCCAAUUCCUCAGUAUCCUUUAUAUACUGCCUCAAUUGCUUUAAAUGAUGCUAAACCAAUUGGUUAUUUCUUAGAUGAAUCCAAUAAUUGGUCAACUAAUCCUGAAGAAAUUAGAUCCUUAAUCAAAGAAAAUUCUGAAAAAGGUAUCGAUAUUAAAUGUUUAGUAGUGAUUAAUCCGGGUAACCCUACUGGAUCAGUAUUAGAAAAGGAAGAUAUUAAAGAAUUGAUUGAUAUUGCUGCUGAAUUUGGUAUUGUAUUAAUCGCUGAUGAGGUUUAUCAAGAAAAUAUCUUCCAAGGAGAAUUUAUUUCAUUUAAGAAAGUCUUAUCAGAAUUAGUCAUUGCUAGACCUGAUUUAUACUCAAAUGUUCAAUUAGCUUCAUUACAUUCAACUUCAAAAGGUUUUAGUGGUGAAUGUGGACAAAGAGGUGGAUAUAUGGAAUUAAGUGGUUUCACUGAUGGGUUCAAAAAUGUCAUGUUAAAAUUAGCUUCUAUUAACUUAUCACCAGUUGUUUCAGGUCAAGCAUUAAUGGAAUUAAUGAUUAAUCCUCCAAAACAAGGUGAUGAAAGUUAUGCUGUUUAUAAACAAGAAGUUGAUGAAAUUUAUUCUGCUUUAAAGGAAAGAUCUGAAUUAUUAUACAAUGCUUUCACUACUAUGACUGAUGUUACAUGUAACAAACCUCAAGGUGCCAUGUAUCUAUUCCCAAGAUUACAUUUUAAUAAACAUGGAUAUGCUAGAUUAUUCCAAGAAGCUCAAGAUUUAGGGGUUGAAAUUGAUGAAUUUUAUUGUAUUCAAUUACUUGAAAAUACUGGUAUUUGUUGUGUUCCUGGUAGUGGAUUCGGUCAAGUUAAAGAUACUUAUCAUUUAAGAACAACUUUCUUAGCUCCAGGAACUGAAUGGAUUGAAAAUUGGAGACAAUUCCAUGAACAAUUCAUUAAAUCUUACAAGAGUUAG